UAAAUGUUUUGUCUUUGUUUUUGAGUCGAGAACAUUUUCUUUAUUAGGCGCUUAAUAUCCGGGCUUAUUUUACAGUUGCACCAAAUAAACUUAAACGCUCCUUCCCCUCAAUCAGACGUGAGGUAAAUAUGGAGGAAGAAACACAAUCUGGAGUGGAAACAAAGGACAAUUUGGACACUGAAGAUGGGGACAAUCGCGCAGAGAAAGAAGCAGCUAAAUCUGAGACAGAGAAAGGGGAAACCUUUAAAAAACCGGCUAUAUUUGCGGCGCCUUCGCUAGCUAACAAACGCAUAAACAUCGUAGCAGAAAAUAAGGUGGACAAUGUGUGUGAGACUGCUUCUGAUGCUGUUGCUGGGGAAAAAGAGCGACAUGAUGACACAGAUCUCGGCAAAAUUAAGAAACAAGAAGUUAAAGCGAAGGGUGCUCCUUUCAAAGGUGGGAACUUCCCCCCUUUGCCGUACACAGAGCCCCCCUGGGGGGGUCCUUCACCAGAAUCUCCAUACGCUCUGGAGAUUCUCAAAAACGGCACCAUAGUGGACACUGUGCCUCUGACACAGCGAAGCUAUUUCGUGGUCGGGCGGCUGCCUGUGUGCGAUGUCUCCCUGGAGCACCCGUCCAUCUCCAGGUACCAUGCGGUGAUCCAGUACCGAGGCCAGGCCGGGGAGGAGGGCUGCGUCGGCGAGGAGAGCGGCUUCUACAUCCACGACCUGGGCAGCACCCACGGCACGGUGGUCAACAAGAACAAGGUUCCCCCGAAGACCUACAUCAGACUGAGGGUGGGACAUGUGUUAAAGUUUGGAGGGAGCACUAGGCUAUUUAUCCUGCAGGGUCCGGAGUCUGACGAGGAAGAGGAGUCUAAGCUGACAGUGACAGAGCUGAGGGAGCGAGCCUGCAAACAGAGAGCAGAGCUGGAGAAGAGGAUGAUGGGAGAUCUUUCUGAUGGAGAGGAGGAUGAGGAAGAAGGGGAAGGCAAAAAGAGCCAGAGCGAAGGAUCAAAUGAAGACUCUGGAUGCACCUGGGGAAUGGAAGAAGAUGCAGCUCCAGAGGAAGACGAGAACGAGGAAAACCCCUUUUCAACAGAGUUCCACGAAGACCAGGAGGCGGCUUACCUGAAAGACCCGAAGAAGGCUCUGCAGGGAUUCUACGACAGAGAGGGCGAGGAGCUGGAGUUUGAGUAUGAAGACAAAAAUCAUGGCACGUGGCUCUGCAGGAUCAAGCUGCCAGUGGAUGAUGCCGUGGGCCGACAGCUGGUUGCAGAAGUGACCCACACGGGGAAGAAGAAGGAGGCUGCCAUUCAGUGCUGUCUGGAGGCCUGUCGGAUUCUAGAGGCCCGAGGGCUGCUGAGGCAGGAAGCAAUUUCACGCAAACGGAAGAAGAAAAACUGGGAGGAUGAGGACUACUACGACAGCGACGACGACACUUUCCUGGAUCGGACCGGCACCGUGGAGAGGAAGAGGCAGGAGCGAAUGAAGAAGGCUGGGAAGAUCGAGGAGCGGGCUGAGACCUAUGAAUCUUUGGUGGCCAAGCUGUCCUCGGUGGAGAAGGAGCUGGGAGACGCUCAGAAAAAGCUAAGUGGCGCUAAACAAGACUCUUCAGCUUCCUGCAGCGAGGACUCACUGGACGCCUUCAUGACAGCAGUGAGGAACGAGGCUGCGAUGGACGUCGUGGAGCGCAGGAAGCUUCACGUACUCGUGGCCGACCUGCGCAAAGAGGCGCAGAGACUUCGUAAACUGGUGGACCUGACACGGCCAGCGCAGAUGCCCUCGCUCCUCCCCGGUGGGAGCUCUGAGCCGGAGAGACCCAAAAAGAGCUUGCCAUUGUUUGGAGCCAUGAAGGGAGGAAGCAAAUUCAAACUGAAAACUGGAACCAUCGGGAAGCUGCCUCCCAAGCGGCCUAACCUGCCUGCUGAGCUCUUCAACAUGAAAGAGCUUCUGCCCGCGGGGGAGGAGGAGGAGGAAGAGGCAGAAGAGGAGAAAGAAACAGAGGAGGUAGAGAUGGGUAGACAUGGAGAUGAAAGCAGCGCCGCCCAGUCUAAAUCUGACUGUGAAGAAUCCAGCCCUCCUCUGGGUCAUCUAAAAGAGUCUGAGGGGUUAAAAGAUUUAAAGGCAGGGAGCAACAGAGAGCCAGCAGCAGAGUCCAGUUCCAGGAAGAAGAAGAGAGUGAUGGGCCCCAGCAGGCCUCCGGUGCAGCUUUCGGGACAGUAUCCACAAGAUGACCCUGAUUAUUCUGUGUGGCUGCCGCCUGCAGGUCAGACUGGAGACGGUCGCACCCACCUCAACGAGAAGUACGGCUACUGAGGAGUACCAACAUGGAUGAGCCUUUAGUUCUCAUCAGUUCUAGAACUUUGAUUGCCGUCUCAGACUGUGACAAACUGGAAACGGCUCAUAUUCAGCCUCUGAGCAGUGGCAGCGUGCGAUUGAAUUUUCUCCUUUUUACUUGGACCUGAGCAGAAAAUGGGAGGAGGCAAAGCAGUACCUGAAUCCAGCUUUCUGUUUUUUAGUUGCUCUUCCUGCAGAUAAACCAACCUGACACCCAGUCUGCACCCCACUCCUGUUUGGCUUCACUCGAUCGUUGGCGUAACCUUUUACAGUUUUUCCUUCAAAGGGAGGGACAGCAUUGAAGCAGCUUUUCUGACCAUCUGGACACUUGGAUGGCGUACUGGAUGAAACGUAAGCUGAUAAUGACUCAAGCUAAGUGGAGUGUGUGUGUAUCCGUGAGCACACACACACACACAGUCCAUCCCUCUCAAAGUUCUCUUUAACAAGAUUGUCUCAGAGAGCUUGGUGAUUCCUUUCUCUGUGAAAUCCCACUCAGUGUUGUUUUCUUCUACUUCAGCCACACGUCCCACCCUCUCUGCGACUGGCUUUUAACACAACGAUAAUAAAUGGAAACUUUAUUUUGUAAAAUAGUACAUAAGUACUAAGAGGUUGUUUUUUUUCUUUCUGUCAUUAUUUAAUGACUAGUACUAUAAGCUGUAGUACAAGAAGGUCAGUCAGACAUUUUUUGUGCACAGUUGCGUUUUUUGUUUCCCAAUUGUAGAAAAUUUGAACACAAAUUGGACGUUUAUUUUAGUUGGUUGCAGUUGGUAAAGGGAUAGUUCCUAUUAAAGUGGGCUUGUUUCUG
Messenger RNA from Girardinichthys multiradiatus, 3123 nucleotides. RefSeq names its product solute carrier family 4 member 1 adaptor protein. The coding region runs from base 129 to 2297 and encodes 722 amino acids. The transcript has 13 exons. The record is from RefSeq and is a predicted model, not a curated record. Lineage: Eukaryota; Metazoa; Chordata; Actinopteri; Cyprinodontiformes; Goodeidae. Gene Ontology annotation, molecular function: protein binding; mRNA binding.